GGGGUCUUCACGCGGGACGGGGAGGGUCCGACCCGAAGGGAGGGCGACCCCCACGUCGUCCGCCGCCACACCGCAUUCUGGCUCAAGCCGUGGGUGCCAACGCGCGGGUUCAAGGCAAAGGGCCACUGCUUCGGCCGAGGGCAGCUGGGAGUGCAGGUGGCGGGCGAAAGGGUCCAUGCAGAGGGCCCAGGCCGCGCCCAUGAGGGGGCGCCCCUGGGCCAAACCCGCGAGAAACCAUGAGGAGCGGGCGGCGGUCUGCUCCGCAGCGCGAGUGGGCGAGAGCCCCCGUAUAUAAUGCACGGACUACAUUUAGGAAGCCCGUCGGGACGCGAUGGCGCUCGAGCGCGCGCUCACGGAAAGGGUUGGGGGAGGGAGGAGGGAGGGAGGGGGGAGGAGGGAGGACCCCGAGGCACGGCAAGGCUGGCCCGGUCUCGAGCCGCGCGCGGAGCGCCCGCCGGGAGAGCCCGCGAGCGGCGCCGCCCCGCGCCGGCGGCGCGGGCAGGGGCCCGCCGCAGCAGAAGCCGUCUCCGCGGGCGGUGGGAGCCGCACGGGGCCGCGCGAGGAUGCCGUGGCGAACCGGAUGGAACAGCCGUGCAAAUCUCCCAGAGAUGCGACGCUCCAGCGAAAAACAUAGGGCGGGCGGCUCGGGGCCGUCUUCGGCCUACGGGGGUCCUCGCCGGGCCUCGGGGCCGUCAAGAACACGUCUCGGGACGAAGAGCCGAUCCACGGGGAAGCUGUCCAGAGCUCUGGGGCCGACGCAUCGACACAGUUGGAGCGGCCGGAUGUCUGGGUCGAGCAAGGGCGCAAGCGCAAACAACCUGAGACCACUGCAGGUAUGCAGAGAUGUACGGAAUAACCGGGGGAUGACUGUUGGGAGGCUGGCCUAGAAAGAGAGAGAGAGAGAGAGAGAUAGAGAAACGGACAAAGAGAGAGGGAGAGUGAAACGAUGGCGAACACAAGCCAGUGUCGGCUGCGCAACGGUAGCGUGUCGACUGCAGUGUCAGUUGCCGUAGGAGACUCGGCUGACUUGUCGACCUCCGUUUCGUCUGCAGUGUCGCAUCAAUCGGCAGUAUCCUCAUCUAUCCCUUCCUCCCCACACCUCAAUUGUUGCUGAGGGCGAUGAGCACAUCGUAACCCAGUAUCUCCCCAUGCCGGUGAGGACGUGAGGUCAGGGAAUCGCGACACGAUAGCACGGUCCGAAUCUGGGCGAUCCCCAAGGCUGGAGCUCGAACUAGACCGAGACGGUCUUGCCACCGCGCUCGACGACCAAGUCAAGUUCCAAAGACCCCCUGAACUCGCGCAUCAUCUGCGAGCUGUCCGAGUGGGCGCCGUUGACGCUCACGGUGCGAUCCCCGACAGUUAUGCUCUGCGGCUCCCCCGCCGUCCUGCGAUUCCUCUCCUCGAGGGUCCCCUCGCCCUUCGACGCCGUCACCUCCAGCACCUUGCCGUCGACAUCCUUGAGAACCGUACCGCUGGCUUCCCCGACCGUCUACUCUGGCUACACGCAAAGGAGUGACUCUGGGCAAGAGUGACCUUUGGUGCGCGGCCUUUCGAGGGCCGCGGGGGGGCCAAACCCGAGCACGCGAUACGCUGCUAUCGCAUCGCGUUCGGCGAACGGGGAACUUCAUAGGGCCCGUACCACAAGUCACAUGUCCCGCCCGCCCGAUCCGCCGCCCGCCCGCCGCCCG
Prorocentrum cordatum is the source of this 1688-nucleotide messenger RNA. NCBI's taxonomy places the organism in Eukaryota, Dinophyceae, Prorocentrales, Prorocentraceae. The record is from the annotation of a GenBank genome assembly.